Messenger RNA from Camelina sativa (false flax), 1940 nucleotides. The record is from RefSeq and is a predicted model, not a curated record. NCBI's taxonomy places the organism in Eukaryota, Viridiplantae, Streptophyta, Magnoliopsida, Brassicales, Brassicaceae.
GUCAAGCUUUCAACCCUAAUUUUGCUUGUCUUCUUCGUCUUUAAUCUUUGUUUCUUUUCCCAAAGUUCAAUAAUCUGUCUCAUCUCUCAACUAGCCAUGAUAACCCCGGGUGCUUCCACAUGCGACACAUGCGUGUUCUUGAAUAUUGAUGAUUAUCCAAUCGGUAUCCCUAACUGGAUUUCCCCGAUGAUUGGAUCGGCUCUAAAGAGAAAGGGUUAUCAUUGUGAGAAUUUGCAAAUCAUGGCUUUUGGAGUCAAGACAAAGGACGACCUCAGGUUACAUGAAUAUUUCGAUGCCGGCAUAUUUUACAUCUCACACAACUUUCCAGAUAUUAAAAUGUUACAGGAAUUGGUUGUUGGAUUGGGCUAUAAAAAAAAACCAACAAAUUUGAUGGUAAUCUCAAAAAGUCUCCUUGAAGACCAGGAGACGAAAAGAGUUCUUUGGGCUGUGAAAGCAAGAGGGUUCAAUGUUCUUUUAGUACAGCCUCAUCCUCAGCAUGAAAGCAUCUGCAGCCAAACAAUAUCUCUUGAGCAGAUAUUUCUUGAGCAUUCCCUGCUAUGGUACGAUCCAUAUGUAUUAUAUGGACCAAAGUGGAGGAGGAACCUUAUCUUCUUCACUAUUUCUCAUUACUUGUCGCUCCAACUAUCAAGACUUCUCCGAGCCUAUCAAAACUGUCCCAGGGACUAAGACAGGCGUCUUCUGGGACAUCAACGAGUGCCCAUUCCCUUUUUUUCUUGAUCCUGAAACCAUAUUUGAGAGAAUCAAAUUGGCUCUUAAGGAUCGACGUGUUUCCGAUGGUGUGAUGUCAAUAUGGCUUUAUGCUGACAAGAUAAUACCCUUCCCAGAUGAGAUAGUAGAGAAGUUUCACAAAUCCAGAAUCUAUUUCGUUCCCCAAGUUCCCGUGGAUAAAACUGCGAGAGCUGUUAGGAUGCUACAUGACACUCAAUUAUGGGAACUGGACUCUCCUCUAGACUGUCGUAAACAAUCAAAUGUGAUUGUAAUCUCAAAUGACAUCAGCUCCCAAGGAGACUGUGACUUCCACAAUCGUCUUAAAUUUAUGAGUGGGAGAGGUUACUAUGCUUUCUUAGUACAGCCUGUGGAUAUCGCACAAGAAAAGCUCACUGCCCCAGAUUGGCCUAGAGGGGUAUUAGAGAACGCAUUUGAUUUCAGCAUAACCAGGAACAACGUCGGCACCUCAAAAGGAGGAAAAACUACAGGGCCUUGGUACUCGAUCAACACAUGCGUCUUCUGGCUCGUCGAGGAAACCCCAGCCCCUAGUGAUCAUUUGAUUUCUGCUUAUAUCAGAGCAGCUCUUCAGAGAAUGGGUUAUAUUGGUCCGUUGUCAAUAUUUGCUUUUGGUAUUAAGGAGCAAAGCUCCAUAGAUUCUGAUCCCGGGAUUUUCUUCUACGAAUCCCUAGAUAAAGACGCUAUAAUCCAUAAAAUGUUAUAUGACAUUACUAGACAUGCAUCUUCCUUGGCGGAUGAGAAAGAAAAAUGUUUAAUGUUGAUCACAAAAAACCCCCCAAAAGACGACGAGCUUCUCAGGGUUCUUGCCUCUUUGGACUCGAGAGGUUUCCAUGUUCUAUUGGUUCAGCCUCAUGAUGAGGCACAAGUAUUUAGUUCUGUAGACUCAAUUAUUCAGUGUACUACAUUAUUAGAUGGUUCAAGUCCUAUUGACUUUGAUGGUUCAAGUUCUAUUGACUUUGAUGGUUCAAGUCCUAUGGACUUUGACCUCGACUCUAAAUCUGACAGCUUUUGUUGUAGCAGCCAAAGCAGCUGGGAGACUGAUCCUGAGAACCUAGACGACUCUACUAGUUUUGUCUAUGAUAUUUUAGAUUAUUAGUCUCUAUAAGAUAACUGAAAUUUUAUGUAAGAUAACUGAAAUAUUACAUAUUUGUAAUUAUUAUUGUGCAUUUUUAAAUAAAAGAAUUAUUAUCCUC